AAAUAUAUAUAUUUUGUAAGGAAUGUGAGUGUAAUGUUCAUAGUGCAAAAAGCAUUGUAAGACAAUAGAAACAACAAUCAGCUGACUUGCGCGCACUCUCUCCCACCGUGGUCGCUCUCUCUUGCGCGCUCUCUCCACACUGUCUCUCUCUGUCUCACUCUUAUACGGGAAAUGCAUCUCCGGUUUGUGUAGAGUUGGCCCCACUUCCGCAUCCUCUUCGCCUCUUUCGCGUUUUAUUCGGCGACCUUUCGAACUUCGAAUUUCGGUUUUUCGUAGGCGCUUGUCACAUGCGCUCUGCGCCGGCAGCGACGCCGGCAGAGCGGUACAACUACUACACCCACAAACGCUUACGAAGCGACCCGAGCGGCACCGAAUCGUAUUUUUACAGUGAAAACAGCAGUACACGUUGAAACACUCACACGUCGAGCGUCGUUCGUUGAGAUACAAACGCACGGAUACGCGGAUACCAAAAAAACGCACCGCAUAAACGGUACAACUAAAAAAGAAAAACCCUCUUCCCGAAAACAAGAAGGAUAAUACAAGCCCUUUAAAAUUCAAUAAAAUUAUAAACAUAAAAAUUAAGCAUCAUAGCAUAUAAAUUGAAAUAAAAAUCCUUAAUAAUCGGUGCGUUUGUGUGUGUUUUGGUGUUGUUGUUCGCGUUUCUGUUGUCAACAUUUUUCAUCGAUUUUCCCUGUCGGGCGUUCGUCGUUUUUCGCCUACUCUCUCGCCGUCUCCCUCUCUCUCUCUCUCUGUUUCUGGCCGCCCACUCACCCAAAACUAUACCUAAAAUUCUCCAGAAAAAACACACAAAAAUUAAGCUGCUGCAGCUUCUUCUUCUUCACCAAAUCUGCCAUCUCUGUCGCACGCCGGGCGACCAACUAUUGCAAAUGCCAUAUUAGUGCUUUAUAACUGUACAAUAAGAUAUCACAUACCUACAAAGUAUAUAUACAUAUAUAUAUAUAUAUAUAUAAUACAGAAUAUAUAUAUAGAAAGCCAAGCAAAGCAGAACUCUAACCAAAAAGCAAUUGAUUUUAUUUUUAGUGCCGCCACAAAAAUAAAAAAUAAACGAAAAAGCCUAACAACAAAUUUCAGCGUUAAACGUUUUUGAAACUGAAACUGUCAACAAAAAAAACACAGAGGAAAAACAAAAUAGAAAAGCCACAUCAAAAUAAAAUACAGCAACUAGAGAAAACUAAACGCAUUCGGCAAUUGCAGCAGGAAAAGCGAUAUAAAAAUAGCUUAAUUAGCCAAUGAAACAAAAAAUUCAAUUACACAAAAAUAAACCUUAAGAAAAGUAACCAAAAAGUCAUCGAAACGUACUUUUUAACAGCCACAUGAAUUAGUUUUUAACGAAAACCCCCUACAUUUCUUGUUGUACUCGCAAAAGUUGUUGUUGAAACAUAAAAAAAUUGUUGAAUGAAUUCGCGGUGCCUUUAUUUAUAGCCAGCAUAACAAAAAUCCAACAGAAAAGUAAUAAUAUACAAAUAUAUCUAUAUACAUCUCUAUAUAUAUUAAUAUCUAUGUAAAAAUCUAUAGAGAAAGAUCGUAUAUAUAUAGACAAAGCAAUAAAACGUCAACGGAAGUCGUGCAAUAUUUUCAAAGGUUUAAUUAAAUUAAUUUCGAUUGUGAUCCAAAAAACAAAACUACAAAUAACUAAACUAAGCAACAAAAUCAAAAUAACCAUCAAAGUACGAUACAAAUUUCGUUCGUUAUAAAUUAAAUAACUGAUUAAUUGUUAUUGUUGUGAGAUUAACAUCAUUAUAACUAUUAUUGUUGCAAAAGUAUAAAAAUAAAAAUAACUAAAAAAAGCUACAGCAAACUGCAGGCCAGCAAAAAACCCGCAAAGAGACAUUUUUUGUUCGUGUAUAAUCACAAAAUUUCGGAAAUUUUUAUGAAAAAUGAGCGACAGGGAGCGAUCGUCCCCAACACUGAUCGAAACUGGUUUAAAAAACUUAAUUGGCGGCCGUGAUGGUAACUAUCCACUGAUCAGCGGCAUUAAUGGCAGGAAAUCUCCAUUUUUGGGUUUCAUUUGCAAAGCAAACGGCAAAUCCACAUCGAAUAGCAAAGAAAUCAUCUGCCCGGAUGACAAAUACAAGGAGGAGGGCGACAUCUGGAAUGUUGAGGCGCAAACGGCGUUCCUGGGCCCAAAUCUCUGGGACAAGACCCUGCCCUACGAUGCCGACCUCAAGGUAACACAAUAUGCCGACCUAGACGAGUUCCUGUCGGAGAAUAACAUACCUGAUGGCCUGCCCGGAACGCAUCUGGGCCACUCGAGUGGUCUGGGUCACCGGUCUGAUUCCCUGGGUCACGCAGCGGGUCUGUCGCUCGGCCUUGGCCACAUAACCACAAAGCGGGAGCGGUCGCCCUCGCCAUCCGACUGCAUCAGUCCGGACACGCUAAAUCCGCCAUCGCCGGCCGAGUCAACAUUUUCGUUCGCCUCCUCGGGCCGUGACUUUGAUCCGCGAACUCGAGCCUUCUCCGACGAGGAGCUCAAGCCGCAGCCGAUGAUCAAAAAGUCACGCAAGCAAUUUGUUCCAGAUGAGCUCAAGGACGACAAGUAUUGGGCCCGCCGCCGGAAGAACAACAUUGCCGCCAAGCGAUCCCGCGAUGCCCGGCGCCAAAAGGAGAACCAGAUUGCGAUGCGGGCACGCUACUUGGAGAAGGAAAAUGCAACAUUACAUCAGGAGGUGGAGCAGUUGAAACAGGAGAACAUGGACUUGCGUGCACGUCUAUCGAAAUUCCAAGAUGUGUAAUGAUAAAUACAAUUUUGUGACUUGGCCUGAGGACACCACAACAAUUAAAUAAUAAUACCUAUUGAUAAAAUAACAAUAAUCAUAACUAUGAUAAAACUACUAAUAAUGUUUAGUACAGCAGACAUGAAAGCAACACUAUAAAUACAUAUUAUAUCUAAAUAUGUAUAUGCAAAAAUAUAAUUAGUAAGCAAACACACACAUACACACACAACAAACUCCUCACAGCGUCGUGCUCCGCUUAAAUAUUUAUUUUAUGAUAAAAACUAAAAGCAAAUUAACUAAACACAAAGGAGGAGAAACCGAAUGGAAACUAAUCAUUUUUAGAGUAGCCAAAAAAGAAAGUCUCACGAGAGCAGAGCAUUGAAAAGCUCUGCAAGCCGAAGCUUUUUGCCUUUAAAGUAGCAUACUUCCGAGCGCAAUGGGAAUCCUAAAAUACACUGAAAGAGACACACGUAGAACCCAGACUUAGAAUUGUUAUCUUUUAAAUUGUUUAAUAGUUGUCUAGCCUAGUUUUACGGAAAAAAAGUUAACCUUCUUCACCUUCUUCUGCUACUUUUCCCCCUUUACUUUAAUUUUUAUUAUUUUUUGUAAUUAGUUCUUCGGUUAAGUUUUGCUUUAGCUGUUAGAAAAAGGAAAACCACACACAUACACACAAAAAAUCAUAUUGUAAAUAAUUUCGUUGCCUUUUUUCAAAUUAACUCGAGAGAAGAAUUAACUUAAAAAGCAAAAGAAAAUCUUGUAUAAAAAAUUGCAAAAUGAAAACCCACAAAAAAAAAGGAAAAAAUAAAUUAAAAUUAAACGCUAAGAGAAAACCAUUAAGAAAUGAGCAAAGAACUUCCCUCCUCAGUUGCCGGGCACUUGGCAGCUGGUUAGUUUAAGUGAGCUAUGAUUUUUAUAUAAACCUAAAGAAAAAAAAAAUAUCAGAAAACCCAAAAAAAAAAGUUAAAACAGACGGACAGAGACAUACUGUGGACAGACAAAAAUGCAAAACUAGAAGUGAAAUAGUUUUCGUUGUUGAUUUGUUAUUAUUAAAAUAACCAACCCCAAAUCUAACCCAGACAUAGUCAGCUAGUUAAGGCGAGAGAACUAUUUUUCGUACUACCUACUAACAAAGACACACAGACCAUACCCCGGAAAACCCCUUCACACCGCGCUAUUCCUUCCCAUAUUUUCACAUUUCUCCUUUAAGUUUGUAAAAAAUUUAUUCGUUUACCUUUUAUAACAAAAAAAACUAUUUCUUUUGGUGUGAUUUGCAAGAUCUUAAACAAAACAU
Drosophila gunungcola (fruit fly) is the source of this 4026-nucleotide messenger RNA. RefSeq names its product hepatic leukemia factor (gene Pdp1). The transcript has 6 exons. Bases 1899 to 2753 code for a protein of 284 amino acids. NCBI's taxonomy places the organism in Eukaryota, Metazoa, Arthropoda, Insecta, Diptera, Drosophilidae. The record is from RefSeq and is a predicted model, not a curated record. Gene Ontology annotation, biological process: regulation of transcription by RNA polymerase II. Gene Ontology annotation, cellular component: nucleus. Gene Ontology annotation, molecular function: RNA polymerase II cis-regulatory region sequence-specific DNA binding; DNA-binding transcription factor activity, RNA polymerase II-specific.